GCCCGUCCGCUACCGCCAUAGGGGCGGCCGGGACGGGCCCAGUGGGGCGCCCGGCCAUGGCGAGCCCCGCACGGCCACGGCAGGAGCUGGCAGCAGAGGAGCGGAGGCUCCGCGUCUCAGCCCCGACGCUGCCCCGCGACGCCGGGCGGGAAGUGGCGGGGGAACGGUCAGUGCUGCUGGAGCCGCGGCAAGGCGGGGGGCCGCCGGCCCCCGGCCCCGGCGAGCGGCGGGAGGAGGGGGAGGAGGAGGAGGAGGAAGAGGAGGAGGAGGAAACAGCGGCGGGCGAAGGCUGCUGCAGCAAGUGCAAGAAGCGGGUGCAGUUCGCCGACUCGCUGGGGUUGAGCCUCGCUAGCGUCAAGCACUUCAGCGAGGUCGAGGAGCCACAGGUGCCCCCCGCGGCGCUGUCCCGCUUGCAGAGUCCCCCCGCCGAGGAGCGGGACCGGCCGCCGGGCCAGGACUCUGCAAUGCCGCCCGCCCUCUGCCUGCUGCCCGAGUUCCCCGACAGCGGGGAACCCAGCGCCGAGCGGCUGCGGCGGCAGCGCGUCUGCCUGGAGCGGUUGGGGCGGCCUUCGGCCCCCACCGACGUGCGGGGCACGGUGCAGGUGCUCGGGUGCCCCGGCCCCAAGGAGGUGACUGUGCGGUAUACCUUCAACGAGUGGCAUUCCUUCGUAGACGUCCCGGCAGUGCCCCUGCCCCCGACUCCGGUGGCUGCGGGUGACCCUCCGGCCGAGCGUUACGGCUUCAGCCUGUGCGUCCCGCCGAGCCUGAGGGAGGGCUCGGCCCUUCACUUCGCCAUCCGCUACAGAAGCCCGCACGGAGAGUCCUGGGACAACAAUGGUGGCCGCAACUACACCCUGAGGUGCUGCGGCUUACUCGCGAUCGGCCCUGUGUCCUCCGCCCUGCCGAGCCCUGCUGCACCCCGAUACUGAUGCCAGCCAGGAGCCGGCCGGUUAGCCGUGCAACCCGCUGUCCGUUGAUCGGAGGGCCAAGGCACCUGUCCCGGGGACUACGCCAAAUCUGGUGGUCUUUAAGUGGUUGCUUUGGGUUCACUAGUGAAAGGUGGAUGUGUGUAGACUCACAUUGCUGUGGCUCGUGGAACUGGUUUCUGUUUGGUUUUGGAGAGCAGGAGACUGAGUAGUGUGGGCUUUGCUUUUUCCCUCUUGAAGUGAAUUUUGAGGUCUUGGUUUGGGCUUGACUUCACUUGCCUCAUCAGUGAGAGAUGCACAAGGAACUUGUGUAAAAACUCCGUUUGCCGCAUAUUGAACUUAGGAUCCCAGUUUUCCCUUCUCACAUUCAGGGCUGUGACAUCAAUUGUUCGCUUUGUCUUGGUUUGUCAUUAUUUUUUAGUUCAGUGAACUGUCAUGAUACAAUGCACUGCUGUGAACGUCUCUCAGA
Dryobates pubescens (Downy woodpecker) is the source of this 1395-nucleotide messenger RNA. It is a transcript of the gene PPP1R3G, whose product is annotated as protein phosphatase 1 regulatory subunit 3G. The transcript has a single exon. The coding region runs from base 57 to 929 and encodes 290 amino acids. Lineage: Eukaryota; Metazoa; Chordata; Aves; Piciformes; Picidae. Gene Ontology annotation, cellular component: protein phosphatase type 1 complex. Gene Ontology annotation, molecular function: protein phosphatase 1 binding; glycogen binding. The record is from RefSeq and is a predicted model, not a curated record. Gene Ontology annotation, biological process: regulation of glycogen biosynthetic process.